Ilyonectria robusta is the source of this 765-nucleotide messenger RNA. RefSeq names its product Alpha/beta hydrolase fold-1. The record is from RefSeq and is a predicted model, not a curated record. NCBI's taxonomy places the organism in Eukaryota, Fungi, Ascomycota, Sordariomycetes, Hypocreales, Nectriaceae. The coding region runs from base 1 to 765 and encodes 254 amino acids. The transcript has 2 exons.
AUGAACGAAGACAAACAGAAGCCCGUCAUUCUGCUCGUGCAUGGGGCAUGGCAUCGACCCUUCCAUUACCGUUCUCUCAUCGACGCACUCAACACCAAAGGCUUCACAGUGCUUGCCCCGCCUCUCGCCAGCUCCGGUUAUGAUGACUCCGUUGACGGAAAAACGUACCAUGACGAUGUGAAGCGCAUUCAUGGGGUACUCUUGCCAGUCUUGGACUCUGGUAGAGCUGUCAUUGGUGUCGGCCAUAGCUAUGGUGGAGUGCCUCUCACUGCGGCGAUUCAAGGCCACACUAUUGCUGAGCGAACUGCUGAAGGCCUCGAGGGAGGUAUUGCGUCGGCCAUAUAUAUCUCGCCAACGCCUAUUUUACAGACGGGGAUUUCCAUGUAUGAAGCUGGAGGGCAUCAAUGGAAGACGAGCUGGUUUCACGAUAAUACACGCCUCCCUCUGAUAUCGGACAAGGCAAAGGAUGCUUUCUACUCAGAUGUUGAUCAACCUGCCAAGGACGAGGCUUGGGCGCAUGUCUGCCACCAGAGCAAAGCUCCAUUCGAGGUCCCCAUCGUCUGCACGCCCACAGAAUUGAAUAUCCCCAAAACUUACAUCGUUUGCGCAAACGACAAGAUUUUUGCGAAGGAGGUGCAGCUAUUCAUUGCAGAGAAAUGGGGAGCCACGCCUCUCGAGAUCAAGUCAGGCCAUAGUCCGUGGCUAGUGGAUUCUCACAGAGACUGGCUAGUCGAGGUCAUUGCUGAACAAGCAGCCAAAUUGUAG